Messenger RNA from Saccostrea cuccullata (small rock oyster), 4552 nucleotides. RefSeq names its product protocadherin beta-3-like. Gene Ontology annotation, biological process: homophilic cell-cell adhesion. The record is from RefSeq and is a predicted model, not a curated record. The transcript has 5 exons. Gene Ontology annotation, cellular component: plasma membrane. The coding region runs from base 669 to 3962 and encodes 1097 amino acids. Gene Ontology annotation, molecular function: calcium ion binding. NCBI's taxonomy places the organism in Eukaryota, Metazoa, Mollusca, Bivalvia, Ostreida, Ostreidae.
UGGUGUUGACGAUUUUAUUAAGGUGGUCACAAACAAGCUUGUGUAUCACAGCUCUGCUGACAUCCCGGCUAACUCGUUGUCUGUGACAGAGUAGGCAGUCCCAGUUCACUCAUCCGCGACGCUGCGAGCAGUCAGCUUUAUCAAAGAGUCAGAACAACAGUGUGCUGGAAUGGUCAGGAAAACGGGGUUCCUUUUAGGAUGUGUCAACUCUACAGUGUAAUAAGGGAAAUAUUUAAGUUGUCUUAACGGCUUAGUGGGUAUAUUUGUUGGUGAGAUUAUCAGCUGCUUUAACUCUGAAGAUGGACAAUGGCUACAUCAUUGAUUUCUUGCCUAAUGUAACCUUAGAAUUUCCAAAUGGAGAAGUAAUUGAAAAUUUGUGUUGACAUACAAGAGGAAGUCUGAAUUUUUAACAGUGUCUGGUUUGUUUGUUGUAAAGGAAGCUAAGCUGUAGAUAAAUAAAGCCACGAUAUUGGUGCAAUAAUAUAAACAUCAGUAUACAGGCUGACCCUUUAAUAUUUCAUGAUUCUUCUCUGGACAGUUUAAUAAAAUUUUUCAUUCUGGAUUUAGUGUUUUACAAGAAGGUAGAGAUAUAAAGGAGCCAUUGGUAACCCAGCGUGGAGGAAAUGACCAGAGACCCCGCCUUUUGUGAAGGAUAAACACAAUCUACCAUGGCCGUUCUUUUCCUACUGAGUGCUUUAUCCUUUUUCGUGACUUCUUCUGCAGAAACUGUUGCGGAUUUUACUGUGAACGAACAGGAACCCCCAGGGAAUAAGAUUGGGAAUAUCCCCGUAAGAAGUAAUCUUGUCCAAAAGGCAAAUCUCUCCUCCGAAGUCUUUAGCAGAAUGAGAUACACUUUUCUCCAGCCUGAUAAUGAAUAUAAAACCGUAUUUAGCAUCAACGAAAUCACUGGUGAUCUUUUUGCAUCAAAAACCAUCGACAGAGAAGAGCUUCAGACCUGUAGAGGUUCUACCCGAUGUGUUUUAAAAUUUGAUGUGGCUGCAAGUGAACAAGGAGGGGGAGAAUUUCAAGUUAUAACAGUGAAUGUUAACGUCAAGGAUAUCAAUGACAAUGCACCACAAUUCUCAGUACCCGUAUUUACAGUCAACGUAUCAGAAAACUCGAAUGUUGGCCAUCAAGAACAGCUUCCUUCUGCUGUGGACCUAGAUACUGGUGUAAACAAUGGCAUACAGAGCUACGAAAUCUUCCCUGCCAAUGGAACAUUUGGGCUUAAUACUACCAAAAAGAUGGAUGGGGGCUUUGAUGUGAAGCUACAGUUACUGGAGAAACUAGACAGGGAAAAAACAGCAAAGUAUAUUCUUCAGAUUUUUGCAAAAGAUGGUGGCACUGAAAUGAACACUGGGAAACUGCAAGUUGAUGUUAUUGUUUUGGAUGAAAAUGAUAAUUCUCCAGUGUUUGGUGAAUCUGUUUACAAUAAGACUGUGAGUGAGAAUACGGAGCCUGGGACUACCAUCUUGAGUGUGACCGCCUCAGACAUAGACAGUGGGGCCAAUGGAGAGGUGGGGUACUUGAUCAGCAAUCAAGCCUACAGCGAUGUUUUCUCCAUCAAUACACGGACUGGAGACAUCACUCUACUCAAAAAACUGGUGUACGAGCCGAAUGAGAUCUACUCCUUUUUCGUUGAAGCAAGAGACAAAGGAACCAUUUCAAAGUAUGCCCAGGUCAAGGUCAAUAUUCAGAUAGAAGAUGCUGGGAACAACCCUCCCAUGGUCAAGGUCAAUUUGGUGUCAGGAAGUGGUGGGGUUGUUCCUAUUUCUGAACUGAUCAACAUUGAUGCAUUUGUGGCACACGUCAGUGUUGAGGAUUCAGACAAUGGUAAAAAUGGUGAAGUUCAGUGUUCAAUCUCUUCCUCUUAUUUUGGAAUAGAGCCUUUGUCCAGUAAAGGCUACAAGGUUGUGGUGAAAAGAAAACUGGACAGAGAAACAGCCAGUCAACAUAAUAUUACUGUGACAUGCCAGGACAAUGGAGACCCACGCCUCCAGUCGUCCAAGAGUUUCAUUGUAAGAGUUGUAGAUGAAAAUGACAAUAAACCCAUGUUUUCCCAACCUGUUUACUUUGCAAGCAUAGAAGAGAACAAUGCGAAAGGGGUGACUGUCACCAAGGUGUCAGCAACUGAUGAUGAUGUGGGACUGAACUCACAGAUUCAGUAUGUUCUUCACAGCGAUGCGGGCUCCUCUUUCAGUAUUAACCGUAUUACGGGUGUCAUUAAUGCUACAGGAGUUCUGGACAGGGAGAGUACUAGUGAUUAUUUGUUCCGCGUCCUCGCAGUGGACAGUGGUGUUCCUCCAAAAACCGGCACCGCAACUGUUAUUGUUAACAUUACGGACAUCAACGACAAUAAACCAAGGUUUACCGAGUCCCUGUUCACGUUUGAAGUCAGUGAGGAGAGUGAGCGGCAUACUCCUGUUGGUACUGUUGUAGCCCGUGAUCCAGACUUGGGACUGAAUGCCUUUUUGCAGUAUUCUAUGUCUCCACAGGAUAUUAAUGUUCCCUUUGAGGUUUUACGUAAUGGAACUGUGAUCACCAGUACAACAUUGGACAGAGAGUUUCUGAGUCAGUACAACUUCAUGGUGUAUGUCCAGGAUAGUGGUAAACCAUCUCUGAACAGUUCAGCUUAUGUAACUGUGUACGUAAUGGAUGCCAAUGACAAUACACCCAUUAUUCUGUUCCCAAACAAAAUGAACAACACUGUCUCUUCCACCGUCACCUCCCUUCCGAUCACAAAAAUAAUAGCGGAAGACAAGGACGAAGGCAUCAACAGACAGCUCACCUACUUCAUACAGAACGGAAAUGAAAAAGUCAUGUUUAACCUUCACUCUCAGACAGGCGAACUCUUUCUGAAUCGGGAUUACCACUUCAAGACAGAUCAGUCCGUCAGCCUCACUAUCUGUGUCAGAGAUUCUGGGCUUCCCGCAAAAACGGCAUGUACCCAACUGAAUGUUGAAGUCACAAUAAACAAUGUUACCAUAGCAACUCAAACACCAGAAUCCGACAAUAAAUACAUCUACAUUUCUAUCGGUGUUAUCAUCUUCACCAUCAUCAUCUCCGUCGCUAUUGUCAUCGUCAUACUGGUCAUCAGGAAGAAGGACAUUGAGCGCAAGAAAUACAAGGCCACCCCUGGUCCUCUGGGGGUCCCCAUGCAGAACGGGUACUCCCCCGCCGGUACAUCCAAUGUGCCCAGUGCCCCUCCUGAGGAGGAAUACAUGGAGAGGAAGAAAGUGACGUUUAAUCCCGGGACUCACAGCGAGGGGCAUCUAAAUAAUCCCAACAAUAACUACACUUCUAACAUCACACAAAAUAAUUUAUAUGACAAGCCACCAUCCUAUUCCUCCUUGAAAUCUGAUUCAAAAAUCGAAGCCAUGAACGCCUUAAAACUUCAGCAAAUUUUACUGAAAAAAGACAACCAGGUUGCUUCCCCUGGUAGAGUGCACCCUAGUGACAGUAACAGUGACACAUCAGGGGAGACCAUCCCGUCAGAUAGUGGGAGGGGAGGCAGUGAGGAUGAUAAUCCCAGUACUGCACAUACAGCAGAUGAUUCCAGAUCAUUCGAUUUUUACAACAACCAAUCCAUGUCUCCCAUUUCCUUCAUGUCAUCACUGCCGAAGAAAGACAGUAAACCCCCCAGACCACCUCCUUGCAGCAUACCCAGCAGCAGUGAAAAAAGACACUCAGCUGUUCCCUUUACUAGUGCUCAUAAUAUGCCAUAUACUCCCAUCUCAUAUAAAUCCCAACUCUCUGAUCCCUGGGACUAUAGGAACUCCAACUAUUACCACAGUGUUCACAAAGACUAUUUUAAUCUUGGAGGAGGUAGCAUCAUCAGCACCACAAAAUCCCGCGAGGAUGACGAUGAUGCUGCCACCACCACAUCAGGCAGCUACACAAUCAAUCCAGAAGAGCUGGAUGAGGAUCUCAACUUCAGAUGUUCCAAUGACUUUGUUGUGUAGGAGUGGGAUUUUAUAUCCAGACAUUGGGAUUUACAGUGCUAUAAAGCUUUAUUGUGAAGUAUUUUGUACUGAAUUCACACAAAUCAUACUCAUCAUACUUUCCAGAGUGUAGUUAGAAUAAUUUGUAUAGGGCUCCCACAUAACCAUUCCAUGUGUGAAAUAAUUUGUCCGUAUAUGGAAGAGAAAAUGUAUCGGAAGAGAUUACAUGUAUGAAACAAAUGUCUGUUGCCAUAAAUAUUUUUUUCACUACAGUAUUAUAUGUUUUUGACACAAAUUAUUGUGGAGAUGUAAAAAUACAUUCAUACAAAAUCUACAACAUUUAUGCAGCUUUAUUUACUUUGCAUAAUUAAUGCUAUAAUUGUCAAUACUUGCUGUUGGUUGCUGUUCACUUCAGCAAUAAUUCCUCCAAUGUAUAAAACAUGCAUGUACAUGUAUUUGUUCUUUGAGGACAUUUAUGGAGAAUAUGGGUAUAAGCUUUACUGGAGGCAACCUUGUUUCCUGUUUUUAUUUUUGUUAUGCUGAGUUAAAAUUGAAGUACAUUAUUUUACAUGUUAUAUAUUAAACAUAAUAAUAAAACAAAUAUAAAUGAA